Messenger RNA from Euleptes europaea (tarantolino), 777 nucleotides. It is a transcript of the gene CCDC172, whose product is annotated as coiled-coil domain containing 172. The transcript has 8 exons. The coding region runs from base 1 to 777 and encodes 258 amino acids. Gene Ontology annotation, cellular component: cytoplasm. The record is from RefSeq and is a predicted model, not a curated record. NCBI's taxonomy places the organism in Eukaryota, Metazoa, Chordata, Lepidosauria, Squamata, Sphaerodactylidae.
AUGAGCCUAGACUCCCUAUUCCAGCACAUUCUCCUGGCGGAGCAAAAAUCAGAGGAGAAGAGGCGCCUCAUGCACCAAGUUAAACAGGAAAUAACCUUAAGCCAUGAAAAAGUGAAACAAGCAACAGAACAACUGGAUGAAGCAAAAAGAAAAUUAGAAGCUGAGAUUCAGGUGCUAUCCGAAAAGAUCAUUGACUUGGAACUCUUGAAAAAACGGGAAGAGAGUAUGGAAAAACAGAAAGCUGAACUUCUAAAUCAAAACUGCAUUCUGCUUAAAACCUUGAUGGAUUCAAAGAAAAAAAUGGCCAUUGAGGAAGAGACAUUUUUGAAGGAAAUUACUGACUUCAACAAUGAAUAUGGCCUAACAUCCACUCGGGAGCUUUUAAUUAAAAAACGAGUCAAAGCUGAAAUAUGUGACUUAGAAGAAAGAGAAAAUGUUUUGAGAAAUGAAAUUGAGUCAAUGGAACAUGAAAAUAUUCAAUUAAAAAUAUUUCAGCUGCAGAAAAAUGAAUUAAAACAGGAUGUAUCUGUUCUCCAGAAGAAACUCAAAGAUUUUGAUGAAGAAAUAAGAGAAGCUAAAGCCAUCACAAAAUGUUUAGAAGCAGAAAAAAUCAAAAUCAGUGAAAAACCUCAAACCGAUGCUGAAUAUGUAAGGCUUAAAAAGGAAUUGGAGAGUUACCAAGAAGACAAAAUGGAAAAUGUCUAUGAAGCUCUUCAAACGGAAAUUGAAUUUCUGCAGAUGAAACUGUUGCAAAAAAAUCUUCAGUCAAAUAAAUAA